AUGCUGUCAGGAAGGCAAAAUAAACCAAUACAUGUGAAGUUUCCUAACCCAUGUGGCCUGUAUCCCAGGAUGGUUGUGCAGAACUUUGAAGUUGAUUUGAACAAGGCCCUUGUUUUCCAGGUGGGACAUCUUGAGGAAGCUUAUGAAGAGUGGGUUCACCAGCCCAUUGUUGGCAAGGAAGGCCCUCGUUUCUUUGAAAAUGAAAUUCUGGAGUUCUUGACGCGCACAGUCUGGUGGGCAAUACCAGUCAUUUGGCUGCCAGUUGUAUGCUACUUUGUGUAUAGCUCUGUACUAAUGGGCCUCAGUUGUCCCCAUUUAGCUCUAAUGGUGGUUCUUGGCAUUUUUAUUUGGACAUUGCUUGAAUACUCAUUGCACCGUUUUCUUUUCCACAUUAAAACAAAGACCUACUGGGGAAAUACCUUGCAUUAUCUACUCCAUGGCUGUCACCAUAAGCACCCCAUGGAUGGCUUGAGACUCGUUUUCCCCCCUGCUGCAACAGCUAUAUUAUUGAUGCCGUUCUGGAACAUAGUGAAGCUCAUGGCGACCCCUUCAACUGCUCCUGCUUUGUUCGGUGGCGGUUUAUUGGGUUAUGUAAUGUAUGAUUGCACCCAUUAUUACUUGCACCAUGGUCAGCCAAAGACUGAAGUACCCCGAAAUCUCAAGAAAUACCACUUGAAUCAUCACUUUCGGAUCCAGGAUAAAGGCUUUGGGAUCACUUCAUCACUAUGGGAUAAAGUUUUUGGUACACUUCCCCCGUCAAAAAUGGAUGCCAAAAGUAUGUAA
Sphenostylis stenocarpa is the source of this 783-nucleotide messenger RNA. Lineage: Eukaryota; Viridiplantae; Streptophyta; Magnoliopsida; Fabales; Fabaceae. The record is from the annotation of a GenBank genome assembly.